GCAGCGCCGCUCCCGACGCACCCACCCAGCGGUACCCGCCGCGCAGGACUCCCGACGUAGCUGCCAGAAAAACUCUCUCAUAUGCCGAGAACCACGCCGCACGCUGACCAGUCGAGUGUUUUCUUUCGGCUGAAUACUGAAGCUGCCGCCCUUCUAGAGGGAUUUAACUUCUGUGCGGUUCUGUGCAGGAAGCAUUAAGUUUUUGUAGGCGGUGUUAGCGGUUGCGUGUUUGCAGUCGGACGGUCGUCUCUUCUGGAUACCCCGAGCUUCACGCUUGGAUAGCGUCUGUCACUUACCAACACACGGUGAUGGAAGACCGGGAGCGGCCGUCUCUAGCGCGCAAUCCCCACUCAUGGGCCACUGAGCAACUUUAGCGCCACUACCAGCCACUUUCAUCCGCGGGUGCUCAGCGGAACACAUCUACGUGCGGGGGAUUCGCUAACACAACCUGCACUGGACACGGACCAACUACCGGAACGAGCACAGCUGGACAUCGGGGGCUUCACUCAUGUGAAAAACGAUAUUAUCUAUUUUCUCGGGCGCGUGUUUGCGGAAGAAAUCGUCGGACAGAAAACCGCCAGAAAUUAGCUUUUGUAACACAAGAGCGAGCGCGAUGUAGUUUGGUAGUUAAACGGAAGGCCAUUCAGCACCAAGGACGGAGACGGGAUCGAAGGAACACCGGUGAACCGAUAUCAGUAGACGGACCAACAGUUGGUCAGUAAUCCUUCUACUUUACCGCAGCCGACGGUUCCGGGUGUUCUCAUUAACUUAGAAUGGAUUUUCGGCUGCUCCUCGCGUUCGGACUGGCCCUGGGGUGGCGAGGGGCCGCGGGACAAAACGAUAUCGGGCUGACCAUACCGGACUCGGUCAAGGCCGUGAUUGGAGAUCCGGUCACUCUCCCCGCGACUUACACCACAAAGAACCAGGUCAUAUCGGUAGCGUGGUUCAAACUUGACCGCCAGGACAGGGCAAAGAGGACGCUGAUCUACUCCUACUAUCCCAUCUCCGGACGGGGAGACGUGGAGAGCGCUUACGCCGGCAGAGUGGAGCUUGUCGGGAAGGCGUCCUUGAGAAUCAAACGGACCAGACUGGAGGAUGACGGGACAUACGUGCUCCUGGUCAUGGUUGAAGGGUCAGGGGUCGCCGACGGCUUCGUCACGCUGUCCAUCAUGGUACCCCCUGUUGUCAAAGUGGGACCGUCCGAUCCUUACAUCACGGCCUGGGGUAGGUCCGGGGUCCUGACAUGCGCUGUGAAGGACGCCAGACCCAACAUUACGUCACUACACUGGGAGAAAGAUGGCGAAGUCAUCGACUCUCUGAGAUACAGCACCAAGUAUUCAGGAGGAACGCUGGCCUCUCCCGCGCUGGAAAUACGGCACAUCAGCAGGACCGACUCAGGCGUUUACGCUUGCGUGGCCGGUCAUACCGUGCGAAGCUCAAGUGCAAGUUUAAGGAUGAAAGUUCUCUAUCCCGCCUCCAUAAUCAGCAUAUCUGAACCCGUGACGGCCACGGUGUCAGACAGCGUCACUCUGCAGUGUGUGGCAGACGGCAACCCUCCUCCUAACAUCACGUGGUCCAGGAACGGAAUACUCAUGCGCAGUAACGUGGGCACGGUACCACGUGAUGUUAUCAUCGGGGCUAUCCAACUGAAGAACGUCCAGACUAACGACACGGGGACGUAUCUCUGUAAGGCCAGCAAUGGUGUCGGGGACAUUAGCACACGGUCCACAGCACUCACCAUUAAAGGGUUGAGGGACCGGGUUGGCGCCUCCACAGUUGCCGUGAUUGUUGGCCUGACCGCGGGGCUCCUGUGGCUGGUGGUGUGCGUGGGCCUGGUGGCCUAUCUGGUCAGGCGGCGCCAGCGGCAGAAGGAGAAGAAAAAGUUCGCCUUCUACUACAACAUGGGCAGGAGGGAGCCUGGUGUAGGAGACGGAGGGGUGGAGGAGGACAAGGAGCCGCCGCCGUACACUGCAAUGCCCGCCAAACCUGAAACGAAGACAUCAAGAUAUGGUGGCAUCAACACCGUACGGAGAUCAUUAGGGAAGAAAGACAGGAGAUAUGCCCGGGCCUUAUAUGGUUAUCGGCCCCGAGAAGACAAUGAACUGACCCUUGAGGUAGAUGACGUCAUCGAGGUGCUGGAGGGGGAAGAUGGCGGCUGGUGCCUGGGUUACCUGAGGGGCAGGAUAGGCCUGUUCCCCUCCAACUACGUCAGAUUCAUUUCCGGAAGUGAAGCUCUGGCUAUGAAGUCCGGAGGAGCCUGCCAGAAUGUUGUGCUGCAGGAGUCUGUCGGCUCCCAGCGGAGCAUAUGAAGAAAUACGCCAAGAUUGUGUUCCAUAAGGAUGGUAACAGUUCAGCUUAAUAGGACCCUUUAUCAAACACGGUGAGAAAGACUCCAGAGAUGAACACACGGCACCCAGGUUCUUAAAGAAGAUGAUCGUUUCCCCACGAGGGAACGUCUGGAAGAAGCCACUGUACGUGUGUUAUAGACAUCUGCUUCAUGCGGGCAAGAAUCAUUUGGACGUAUAAAUGACUAAGGAUUAAAGUUGCUUUCAAAGUCAAACAAUCUUUCUACUUAAAAUCAGCUUUAAUGUCACUCAAUCUCCAUACAGGCACAAAUCCAGGAAGGGUGAUAGAUAGAUACUGUACGAGGCCCGUGUAACCUGGUUUACCGCGUGUUUUGUUAAUAUACUUACAGUAGAGAGUUCAAAAUCAUGGCGAUCCGUAUAACCAGCUGAAUCAUAUUGAAGGUGACAUGGUGCCACAUGCUUGUAGGCUGAUCGGACUGAUUCGUUAACUCACGUCGACGUUUCGCGAAGGUUGUUGUAUCCGAUUCUGGCAGAUAGCAAGACGUGCUGACUGUCUUGAACAUAUCACAGUAACGAUAAUGUAUUUGAUAAUUCAUAAGGAGAGAAGGCGAUCGCCACGGCCUAUCAUAUUCACGUUUGCAGACAAACUCGAUAGCUCAAAGAUGCUGAUGAAGUCUGAUGUUUUCAUUGUCCCCCAGCGACACUACGCACGCUCCUUGAGAGUGGAAUCAGGCAUUAGGAAGUUAUUACGAGUCUCUUGUGUAGUUGAUAGAUGACUGCACAGGUGAUGCAAUUGUACCCACGGCACACAUAAGAACGUCUAGCGCCAUCUUGUGACGCUUGCUGCAGUUGUAGG
This is a messenger RNA of Branchiostoma belcheri (Belcher's lancelet), 3162 nucleotides long. Its product is annotated as nectin-4-like. The transcript has 8 exons. Gene Ontology annotation, biological process: cell-cell adhesion. The coding region runs from base 774 to 2309 and encodes 511 amino acids. Gene Ontology annotation, cellular component: cell-cell junction. Gene Ontology annotation, molecular function: cell adhesion molecule binding. The record is from RefSeq and is a predicted model, not a curated record. Lineage: Eukaryota; Metazoa; Chordata; Leptocardii; Amphioxiformes; Branchiostomatidae.